Messenger RNA from Zingiber officinale, 1305 nucleotides. RefSeq lists its product as uncharacterized. The transcript has 8 exons. Lineage: Eukaryota; Viridiplantae; Streptophyta; Magnoliopsida; Zingiberales; Zingiberaceae. The record is from RefSeq and is a predicted model, not a curated record. The coding region runs from base 1 to 1305 and encodes 434 amino acids.
AUGGGGCCGGCUGAGCUAUCUUCCAUACGCCACCAGCUAGCUCUUAAGGAAAAAGCUCUGCGUGAUAUGACCCUGAGCAGGGAUCUGCAAACUUCCCUCCGUCGUGAAAUGGAGGAGCUCUGGCAAGCAGCCAAAUAUAGAACUAGGGCUGAAAUAGCCCUCAAGAUGAAAGCUCAAAUAAAGCAUGAGGGCGAACUGGCUUCACUGAAAGAAGAGAAUCGGCUAAAGGAUGAGACCAUCUGCCAAUUGCAGCACACUCUUGAAAGUACAAUAACAGGAGAUCUAUUUGACUGUGUUGAUAUGUAUAAGCAACCAGCAUUUGACCACCCUUUGUUGAAAAAUCAUACUCUUCAGUUAAAACCAAGUAGUUUUCCAAAAGGAAUGAAGCUUGGAAAAUCUAAAUCAGCUUCUUUUUAUGGAUUCAAUGAUACUUGCCCUUCUGGCACUGUUCUUGUCCACCGUGCUCGGAAACAAGAUUUAACUAAGUCUCAACUUUUGAGAAAUCAAUUUAGAGCACAAGCCAUAAUAGCUAACGAGCCAACUGCGGAUCAAAAUCAUUUCGCAAUAAUUGAAAAUGCACAUGGCCCAUUUUAUGGAGCGUAUGCAAAAAUGGCGACUUAUAAGCUUCCAGAUCUAAAAGCUAAUCAAACAUCAUCCAGCACUAUAUAUCUUCUUGGUAAUCCACAUGUUCCAAACAAUGAAAUCAAUGUGAUCGAGGCUGGUUGGCAGGUUUCAACGGCCUUGUAUGAUUCCAGUUAUCCUCGUUUUUUUACUUUUUGGACCAGUGAUGGGCAUGAGAAAACGGGAUGUCCAAAUUUGGACUGCCCUGGUUUUAUCAGCACCACUAAUAUUUAUGGGCCUGGAAGUUUUAUUCCUGAAUUUUCCAUUUACGGUGGCGAACAAAAAUAUCUAUCCAUACUAAUUGCUAGGGAUUCUCAAACAGGGAAUUGGUGGGUUACUUAUAAUAAUCAACUACCUCUUGGGUAUUUCCCUAAGGAAUUGCUUCCUAAGAUGCAGGAUCACGCAUCCGUUAUUCAAAUGGGUGGACAUGUUAACUCUCCCUUGAGUGUGCCGAGCCCUCCGAUGGGCAGUGGUCAUUCUAGUAAUGAAGGAUGGAAUAAAGCUGCUUAUUUCAUUCAAGUUCAGUUAGUGACUCGCUCGAAUAACUUGAUCAGAUUGAAUCCUGUAUUUACUUUUACUACGUGUGAUAUUAGUGAUUAUUAUUGCGUAUCUGAUAAGCAUUAUACAUAUGAUGAGAAUGUAUAUGUUUUUGCUUAUGGAGGAGUGGGAGGUUUCAAAAAGUGA